AUCGGCCGUCAAGUGUCGCGCGCGCGAGACACACCGUCGUCGUCGGUCGGUGCGCCGUGUGACAGCUCUCGUGCGCGGUCUCUCCUCUGUGUUGACGUUCGAUCGUCAUACGCCGUACGUCGUUGUCCUCGCCGUCGACAUCAAGCAGCUAACCUAACCGCGCGCGCGAGAUCGAGUGCCGAGAGUAGUCGCGGCACCGCGCGCGGGCAGGCGGGCGGGCUUGACAGCUUCCGGGGAGGCCGGCGUCCCCGGCGACGAGCCGCGCGCUAGUGGCUCGGCAUCCCACCGUCGAGCAGCAGCAGCAGUAGCAGCAGCAGCAGCAGCAACAGCAACAUCGUCGACGAGACAUCGUCGCCGAUCGGUCAUCAUCAUCGUCAUCGGCGGCGGCGGCGGCGGCGGCGGCGGCACCAUGGCGGACGAUCAAGAGAACAACACGUGUGAGGACUCCCUCGGGCCGGGCGACACCAACACCGUCUUCGCCAAGAAGCUGCGCGGCCGGAAGGGCGCCCUCAAGAAGAAAAAUGUCUACGUCGUCAAGAAUCACAGCUUCAUGCCGAGGUUCUUCAAGCAGCCCACCUUCUGCAGCCACUGCAAGGACUUCAUAUGGGGCUUCGGGAAACAGGGAUACCAGUGCCAAGUCUGUAGUUUCGUCGUUCACAAGCGAUGUCACGAAUACGUGACCUUCACGUGUCCGGGGGCCGACAAAGGAGCUGACUCGGACGACACGCGGACGAAGCACCAUUUCAAGCAACACACCUACAACAGCCCCACCUUCUGUGACCACUGCGGUAGUCUUCUCUAUGGUGUCAUCCACCAGGGCAUGAAGUGCCAAGCAUGUGACAUGAACGUGCACAAGAGAUGCGAGGAGAGCGUGCCGAAUCUAUGCGGAUGCGAUCACACCGAAAGACGUGGUCGUAUACACCUGCACAUCACGUGUUCCGGUAGCAAGCUCAACAUAGAAGUGCGGGAGGGACGAAAUCUCAUUCCGAUGGAUCCGAACGGGCUGUCGGAUCCUUACGUUAAGCUGAAGCUCAUUCCGGACUCGGACAACGUGAAGAAGAAAACAAAGACAAUCAAGUCGUGCUUAAAUCCAGAAUGGAACGAGACAAUCAUCUUCGACCUCAAGCCCGAGGAUAAAGAUAGGCGGCUGUUGAUCGAGGUGUGGGAUUGGGAUCGAACGUCCAGGAAUGAUUUUAUGGGAUCCCUGUCCUUCGGCAUAUCGGAGCUUAUCAAAGCGCCCGCGAGCGGCUGGUUCAAGCUGCUCACCCAAGAGGAGGGAGAGUUCUACAAUGUACCUGUUCCCGAGGAGGGCGUUGACCUCGCCGAGCUUAAAACCAAAAUGCGGAAAACUUCGGUGACGAAGAAGACACACACGGCCCAGGACAAAGACGUGCCGCACAACAUGGGUAAGAGCGAUCUGAUACGAGCCAGCGACUUCAACUUCCUGAUGGUACUCGGCAAGGGCAGCUUCGGCAAGGUAUUGCUGGCGGAGAGGAAAGGCACCGAUGAACUGUACGCCAUCAAAAUCCUCAAGAAGGAUAUUAUUAUCCAGGACGACGACGUGGAGUGCACGAUGGUCGAGAAACGCGUGCUCGCGCUCUCGAGCAAGCCGCCCUUCUUGGUGCAGCUGCAUUCUUGUUUCCAGACAAUGGACCGUCUGUACUUCGUGAUGGAAUACGUGAACGGUGGCGAUCUGAUGUACCAAAUACAGCAAUGUGGCAAAUUUAAAGAGCCCGUGGCAGUAUUCUAUUCGUCCGAGAUUGCGAUCGGCUUGUUCUAUUUGCACUCCCGCGGAAUCGUCUAUCGCGAUCUCAAGCUCGACAACGUCCUACUGGAUCAGGACGGCCACAUCAAGAUUGCGGAUUUCGGUAUGUGCAAGGAAGGCAUCACCGGCGACAAGACCACCAAGACCUUUUGCGGCACACCCGAUUAUAUAGCGCCCGAGAUUAUCUUGUAUCAACCCUACGGCAAGUCUGUGGAUUGGUGGGCUUACGGCGUAUUGCUGUACGAAAUGUUAGUGGGUCAGCCGCCGUUCGACGGCGAGGACGAGGACGAAUUGUUCUCCGCGAUCACGGACCACAAUGUCAGUUAUCCAAAGAGUCUGUCCAAAGAGGCUAAAGAAGUUUGUAAAGCGUUCCUCACGAAGAAUCCCAGCAAGAGACUAGGCUGUGGAAUGCGCGGCGAGGACGAUGUUCGAAGCCACGCUUUCUUCCGACGUAUCGACUGGGAGAAGAUAGAGAAUCGCGAGGUGCAGCCACCCUUCAAGCCAAAGAUUCAACAUCGUAAGGACGUGAGCAACUUCGACAAACAGUUCACCUCGGAAAAGACGGAUCUGACUCCCACGGAUAAGCUGUUCAUGAUGAACUUGGACCAGACGGAAUUUAUGGGCUUUUCGUUUCUCAAUCCAGAGUUUGUGCAACACGUCUAAGCGAAUACUUUCUCAGGCUCGUACCUACUCUCCACUUCAUUCCUUGCCAUUCAUCUUCCUCUUUGUCACUCAGGGCUCUCUCAUUUUCCUCUCUCGCUCUCUGUCGAGUUCUUUCUCGUCUCUCUUUACCUCUUUCUCUCACUCUCACUCUGCCUCUCUAUCUCUGAAUCUCGCUCUAGCAAUCUCGUGAAAGUGACAAAAGCGAGAACCUAAGACACCGUCGUUUUUGAAUCUCGUUAAUAAGAGUUUAUGCGAGACUCUUUAAUGUAUUUCUAAGCAAUCGCGUACGAUAAUCGCGUAUGCAUCACUACGCUGUAAGGGAGAAGAAAAUUGAAGAAGGAAAUGGGUGCUGUGAAGAUGCGUCGAACAAAUCUACGAUAGCUGUCGCGAAGGAAGGACGAAGUCGACGGACGGAGAAAUAGCGCGCGUAAAAAUAUUGCGUUUCCUUGCAUAGCGGAAAAGAAACAGAAGAAGAAGAGUAAGAGGAAGAGGAAGAAGAAGAAGAAGAAGAAGAAGAAG
Molecule: messenger RNA, 2947 nt
Organism: Harpegnathos saltator (Jerdon's jumping ant)
Lineage: Eukaryota; Metazoa; Arthropoda; Insecta; Hymenoptera; Formicidae
Gene: Pkc53E
Product: Protein C kinase 53E
Exons: 14
Coding region: 410-2428 (672 amino acids)
Biological process (GO): protein phosphorylation
Molecular function (GO): ATP binding; zinc ion binding; diacylglycerol-dependent serine/threonine kinase activity
Source: RefSeq, a predicted model, not a curated record